Molecule: messenger RNA, 1008 nt
Organism: Colletotrichum graminicola M1.001
Lineage: Eukaryota; Fungi; Ascomycota; Sordariomycetes; Glomerellales; Glomerellaceae
Exons: 4
Coding region: 1-1008 (335 amino acids)
Source: RefSeq, a predicted model, not a curated record
AUGCGCAUAGAAGCCCAUCACGUCGAUAUGGGCACAGUGUCCUGGAAAGACCUCCCCCACGACGACUACGGUCCCCAGUUGCUUCUCGCCGUAUGGGCGUUUGUCUGCGUGUCCGGCAGCUUCAUCGGCCUGAGGAUAUAUUGCAAAGUCUCGCGCCUACGAGAGCUGUGGGUGGAUGACCACGUGCUGAUCGCAUCCUGGUUCGCUCUCCUGGCUUUGGGUGUGUUUGUCACCGUCGAUGUAUCUUAUGACUUUGGCAAACACAACUGGGACGUGGCGCAAGAUAACUGGCCGUGGCUCCUGCUCUACGCCAACCUGGGUGGCUCGUUCUCCAUCAUCGCAGCGGCAUGGUGCAAGACCUCCUUCGCGCUGACCCUCUUGCGCAUCACGCGAGAGUCCUCCGAGCCCUGGAUAAAGCGGCUAGUCUGGUUCAUCAUCCUCUCGGUUAACAUUGCCCUUGGCCUCAACGUCUUGUUCACUUGGAUCCAGUGUUGGCCAAUCGAGAAGACUUGGCGGACAGCGACGCCUGGAGAGUGUUGGCGUAAGAGUAUACCGGUGAACUACAACGUAUUUGCCGCGUCGUAUUCCGGGGCAAUGGACAUUGUUCUUGCAAUUCUGCCCUGGAAGAUCUUGUGGGGUCUUACCAUGACCAAAGGAGAAAAGCUCGGUGUUUUGGUUGCCAUGAGCAUGGGUGUUUUCGCUGGUGCAGUAUCGUUUAUCAAGAUACGGGCCCUUGCCGCCAUUGCAUCCUUCGAUAUCAUCGACACCGUCGAGUUGGUGAUAUGGGGUGCGGCGGAAAGCGCUGUGACCAUCAUCGCGGCAUCGAUACCCGUCUUGAGAGCCCUGUUUCGUGACACCAAACCCUCUCCAGCAAGAUUCGCCAUCGACGAUGAGUCAAUUAUACGACAGUCUCACACGGCUUCGUUAGCAACAGCCAUUGCUGGGUCCCCGAAGAAGAGCAGACCAAAAUCGGAGCUAGCAGUUGUCUCGACGAUCAUGUUAGGUUAA